GGCGGGCCCGGCUCUCGCGAGAGCAGGGAGUCUCGCGAGAGCUGCGGGCGGGGGCCGGAGGUGGCGGGAUGGGAGCGCCGAGAUGCCACGCCAUUGCUCUGCCAUUGGCUGCUGCACUCGGGACACGCGGGAGACCCGGAGCCGUGGGAUCUCCUUCCACCGGCUCCCCAAGAAGGACAAGGGGUGGGGGGGGACGGACACACAUGAAAGGACACUUGGGGACCAUGGGGGAGAAGGCCUCUGGGAUCCCGCUUCCAAGUACAUCUACUUCUGCUCCCAGCACUUCGAGAAGAGCUGCUUCGAGAUCGUGGGCUUCAGUGGUUAUCACCGCCUGAAGGAAGGCGCCGUCCCCACCCUCUUCAACCUGGUGACCCCCCGGCCCCACAGGCCCGAGGGCUCGGCUCCGGCCGGCGACCACGGCGCCGUCGCGGCUCUUCCCGGCUCCUCGGAAGCGCGGGGUCCCAGCCCCAAACCCCCCCCGGAGGCGCCGGGCUCCGGCCCCGUGCCUCCAUCCCCAUCCCUCUACGUGCUCCGCUUGCCCCCGCGCCUCGGGGCCUACAUCCAGAGCGAGCACAGCUACCAGGUGGGCAACGCCUUGCUCUGGAAGCGCCGCGCCGAGGCGGCCCUGGAGGCGCUGGGGAAAGCCCAACGGCAGCUCCAGGCCUGCAAAAGGAGGGAGCAACGGCUCCGGCUCCGCGUCGGCGAGCUCCAACGGGAGCGCCGUUGGGAUGCCAGGGAAGCGGCGGUGAAGCGGGAGGAUGGGGAUGGGGGGCAGUGAUGGG
Molecule: messenger RNA, 782 nt
Organism: Pezoporus flaviventris
Lineage: Eukaryota; Metazoa; Chordata; Aves; Psittaciformes; Psittacidae
Product: THAP domain-containing protein 7-like
Biological process (GO): regulation of DNA-templated transcription
Cellular component (GO): nucleus
Source: RefSeq, a predicted model, not a curated record